Molecule: messenger RNA, 2957 nt
Organism: Chelonoidis abingdonii (Abingdon island giant tortoise)
Lineage: Eukaryota; Metazoa; Chordata; Testudines; Testudinidae
Product: proton-coupled amino acid transporter 1-like
Biological process (GO): glycine transport; proline transmembrane transport; L-alanine transport
Cellular component (GO): vacuolar membrane
Molecular function (GO): amino acid:proton symporter activity; L-proline transmembrane transporter activity; glycine transmembrane transporter activity
Source: RefSeq, a predicted model, not a curated record
CGUCACGUGACUGGGCGUCGCGUGACCGGCACCCGGAAAAGCAAGAUGGAGGGGCGGGGCCGGUGAGCGCCGGGCAGCUGCCGCCACUAUGUCCACCAGGAGGCUGCGCAGCGAGGACUACAACGACUACAGCUCCACAGAGGCUACCCCUGACGGAAGCCCCCCUGAAGGCAUAAACAGCUUUGCUGCUCCAUCAGCCUACCGGCGGUUCGGGGAGAGCAAUGGGACAACAUGGCUUCAAACCUUGAUCCACCUGGUGAAAGGGAAUAUUGGCACUGGCCUGCUGGGACUGCCCCUGGCUGUGAAAAACGCUGGCAUCAUGCUGGGCCCGCUCAGUUUGCUGGUGAUGGGAAUUGCCGCAGUGCACUGUAUGGGCAUCCUGGUUAAAUGCGCUCACCGCUUCUGCAACAAAUAUCAAAGACCUUUUGUGGACUAUGGAGAUGCUGUGAUGUACGGGCUGGAAGCUAGCCCUAGCACCUGGCUUCGGACCCACGCCAUCUGGGGAAGGUACAUAGUGGGAUUUUUCUUGAUUCUCACCCAGCUGGGGUUCUGCUGUGUGUAUUUCGUAUUUCUGGCUGACAAUCUGAAACAGGUGAUCUCUGCAGCAAAUGGCACCACCAAUGACUGCCAUUCCAACAAAACCACGGUGCUGACUCCGACCAUGGACUCCCGGUUGUUCAUCCUCUCCUUGCUGCCGUUCCUGGUGCUGCUCGUGUACAUACAGAAUCUCAAGUUCCUGUCCAUCUUCUCCAUGCUGGCCAACCUCGCCAUGCUGUGCAGUCUCCUCAUGAUAAACUGGUAUAUCAUCACGGGCAUUCCGGAUCCCAGCAACCUGCCUCUCGUAGCCGGCUGGAAGACCUACCCUCUGUUUUUUGGCACGGCUAUCUUUGCUUUUGAAGGUAUCGGCGUGGUGCUCCCCCUGGAAAACAAAAUGAAGAAUCCUCGACACUUCCCAGUGGUCCUGUAUGUGGGAAUGGCCAUAGUCACCAUUUUGUACAUCAGCCUGGGGACCUUGGGUUACCUGCGAUUUGGAGCCAGCAUCCAGGCCAGCAUUACUCUCAACCUGCCCGACUGCUGGCUGUACCAAUCUGUCAAGCUGCUCUACUCCAUUGGGAUCUUCUUCACCUAUGCGCUGCAGUUCUACGUCCCUGCUGAAAUCAUUGUGCCCGGGGCUGUUUCCCAGGUGCCGGAGCGCUGGGCACUGUGGGUCAACCUGCUCCUCAGGACAUGCCUCGUCUGCGUGACAUGUACUGCAUGCCUUCUAGUGGGCUGGCUCCUGCUACGUACCAUGCAAAAAGAUGUCGCCUCAUUGAGGAAAGUGCCAUAAUGUGCCAGAACCCUGGUGCCUACUCUACUUCUUCCAGCAGGUCACCUUUACAGUGGAAAGGGCUAGGAUGAGUGCUGCAUUCAGUUGGUCUCCUGCUGCUCUAACCUUAACCAGAGUCUGACUGCAGCACAUGCUAAAGGUCCUGCGCUGUCUAAGCACAGUGGGGCCACGGAAGGACAAGUUGGCCUUAACUCAGGAGUUGCUGCCUGUGUUGACACAUUGUGUUUAAUUCCAGCAAAACUCGUUAGAGAACAGAUUUCUGUUGCAACCCCUCUGCCUCCCUGCGCUUUCACCGUGGCCAGUCCUUAGCUAACCAGCCAGGCUUGCCCGUGCUGUGGAAUUAGAUGGCUGUUACUUUUUAAGGCCCUGAUCUUGUGACGUGAUUAGAAAGGUCUGUCAGAGGCGUUAACCUGAGCAAGUUGCCUUUAGUGGCGGCUCUGUACUUAACUUUGAGCGUCAUGGGGCAGCGUAGCAACUGAACUAGAUGCAGACUCCCAUGCUGUCAGAACCCUUGGUUCCCGUGGCUGUAAUAGAGCUGCCAUCUUACCCUGCUGCCCGCAGACCUCAUGCUGCAGCUGUAUUGGCAGAAUGACCCCUGGCAUUGGGGGUGUUGUGAUGCAAGCGGAACAGAGCCACGUUUCUUUCCAAGCACGUUUCUUGUUCCGUUGCACAAGAGAUCCAUUUUCUGGUGACCCAUAUUGAAACAAAUAAGCUCUGGGUGCAGAAAUGGAAUGUUUUUUGUUUUUUCUAUAUCCUGGGCUCGAGGAGUUGGAUCCCCCCACCUCCCCUGAGUGUGUAGCAGACAGUAUUUUUUGACAGGCCGCGUUUUCAAAGCAGUCAACCAAUUUCCUUUUCUCUGUGGUGAUUAUGCUUUGAAGUGCCCUACUUUCAUUGCCGAGAAUCUUUGUUUGUUGUGCAGAAUCCAGUUGCCUUCCUUCCUUAGGGCUUUUCAGUUACACAAAAUCCUAACAAUGCCAUUGAGCACCAGAGAUGAAGCGGGCUGGAGAGCUACCCACCUUCUUUUUUUUCCUUUCCUAAUAAGUUGGCUGUCUGAGGCUUUGGCCCUUACAGCAAUUUUUUAAAUUUGAUUUAUUUUACUGAACUACUGUCUAUGGUACUUAUGCGGCCCCACUACUGUAGUGUUGGAGUGCCUCAGUCUUUAAGGCACUAAUCUUCACAACAGUCUUGUGACGUAGGGAAGUAGUGGUGUUGCCAUUUUACAGAUGGGAAGCGGAGGCAGUAUAAAGCUAAGUGACUUGCCCAAGGUCACACAGGACAUCUGUGGCGGAGCAGAGGAUUGUACUCAGCUCUCUAGUAUCCAGGCUAGUGCCCUAACCACUGGGCCGUCUCUCUUCGGUGCUGUAGGUUCAUCAUUCUGCUUAGAAUUGCAAAAAAUGAAACUGCAUACAGCCAGGCUAAUGUGGCUGGCAGGUGAGAGAAUAUCUCCCAACUAGCUUGGAGUUUCUCUCUUCAUUUCUGUGUAGCAGAGCAUGUGUCACACCCAGGGCCCAAUAUGCAACUUCAGUAAUGGAAAUCAUUAGGGGCAGUUAAACCAGGGUAAGUGGUUUCUGUAAGUGUUGAAGCCAGGGGUGGGGGGAGUUGAAACUAUCCAUGGAAUCUUGUGGGUUUU